Molecule: messenger RNA, 915 nt
Organism: Ostertagia ostertagi
Lineage: Eukaryota; Metazoa; Nematoda; Chromadorea; Rhabditida; Trichostrongylidae
Source: the annotation of a GenBank genome assembly
AUGCUUAGUCCACCGCAACUCAUGGUAGUUCAAGCACUGACGGUAAACAAAAACACUAAGUCUAAGCAAGCCAUCACAGUUCUUCUUGACAGUGGUUCUCAACACAGCUACAUCAGGAGAGAGACUGCGGCAAACUUAGGCUUGAAACUUGAGAAUCCGCAAAAUAUCACAGCCUUAACAUUUGGAGGUCAUCCACAUACGCAAAAGUCGUAUCGGGCUAAAAUUAUACUCCACAACAAAAAGAGUGGCCAACGAAACUCCACUUAUGGACGCGUAAGUUCAAGGGCUUCUCCACCAAAAGAAGCUCAAGAAGGGUUCAGAUCUACGAUCAAUAAAUCAUUAGAUACUUACAAGUCAUUUAUUCCAUUCACUAGAACUAAUUCACGUAAGAAACUAGUUCGUAUAGCUUCCUAUGUCCUUAAGUAUGUGGCUAUCCACUGGCGAAGGACCAAGAAAAGCAGUUCGAGCAAAGAUACCAGCUUUAGGAUCCUCCACUUGAUGUCAGAAACGCAAACCAUCACAGCAAGCAAUAUGAAAGCAGAAGAAAUCCUACUACUCCGCGAACAUAAUCCCAAAGAAGUGAUCGAGCUGCAAGGCCACGUAGUUCAACGUCUCCGGAUAUCACUGGGCGAAGACGGCAUCUACCGUGGAGACCUGCGAAUGGCGAACGCAGAGAUUGCGGACUCUGCGAAGACUCCUAUCCUGCUUUUGCCAAAACAUCAACUCACCAGGUCAGCGGAUGGAUCAGUUCGAUCAGUCAAAAUCAAGACAGGCAAUAAUAAAUUCCUCGACCGAUCCGUUAAUCAGCCGAUCCCUCUGGAAGUAUGCGCGUCGGAUGUGCAAAAUGUACUACAACCAAAAAAGCAAAGUCAGCCGACUCGCAUCCAACCAGAGCGAAAAGCAAAACAAAGAUAA